Salvelinus sp. IW2-2015 is the source of this 3218-nucleotide messenger RNA. NCBI's taxonomy places the organism in Eukaryota, Metazoa, Chordata, Actinopteri, Salmoniformes, Salmonidae. The record is from RefSeq and is a predicted model, not a curated record.
CCGUUCAUUUCCGAGGGAGCAGUCUUUCGAAAAGUAUCUCACACCUACCUGAGUGAGAAACUCAACAACCAAUAUCGAUUAAACUGAUUCCAAAAUUAAUUAUUUCCCGGAACAGAAUUUGUUAAAACGAAAAACAGACAAACACACAGCGCUCUCGGUUAGAAUACUUGGAACUUUUAUAUUCACUUUUAUAUUCCAUUUUCCUGGGACUGGCAACUACAUUGUACAUCCAACGGUCACAACCGAUCUUCGAAAUGAGUAUCGUGGCUCAAGACCAUGUAUUUUUGUCCGCUUUGCAGCCGAAGACCGCCGUCAGCACCUACGCAGUCCCGUCCGAGAUCCAGCUCGGGGGGAAUGGGGGCACCCUGUCGGAUGAGGUGGCCCGGGGAAAGCGGGUCCAGCAGCAGGUUGCUAUGCGGCUCGCCGAGAAAUCUUCGACGCUUCCGAGACAGAACGGCUCAGCCACACACUAUUCCUCCUCAGAACACGGCGGAUCUUCAACAAUGAAGUACCAUACCUUCAACCCAGGGUUCAGCUCCAAGUCCUACGCCUACACAGCCUCCAGACCUGUCAUGACACCCAAUGUGUCUCACUACUCAGGCGGUUUCUCCUCCCACUCGGCAGUGGACCUGGGAGGUGGUCAGAGGGUCACCAUGGGAGGUGGAGGAAGAGGAGGAGGUGGUGGAAGAGGAGGAGGUGGAGGUGGAGGAGGAGGUGGAGGGUACAUGUACCAAGAUGACAUGCGCACAGGAGGGGGUUCCCUAGGAGGAGGGGGCUACCAGGUAGGAGGGGUCUACCGGGGAGGAGGAGGGGGCAACAUGAGGGGCCAACAGAUCCGGACGAUGAGCCGUGUCCCUGGGCCAGACCCAGAGACCUCUCUGCGCGCCAUGAGGCUCCAGAACCUGCCUGCACAGCCGUCUCCGGUGGCAGCCUGGGUGGCCGCUGACGUCAGCGAUGGCUGCAGCCUGGCCUCAGACCGCGAUGCCACCUUCAGCCGACAGCAGUCUGUCUACAGCACUGUUAGCGGAGGAGCCUACAGCUCUGGGACACAAAUGAGACAGGCAGGAGGAGGAGGGUCCAUGGUACCCAUGAGGCGAUCACUCAGCGGGACACUAGCCCAGAGCGGAGGAGGGGAGAUGAUGGGAGGAGAGGAGAUGAUGGCGGUCCAGCAGCAGCAUUCCUUUAAAGGACCAGCGUUCCGCACCAUCAGCAGGAUCAACAACAGGAACAACAGGAUGUCCAUGGGCUCCAUGUCUGGAGCUUCUACCUUCCCUCCCCCCGGGGGAAACAGCAGCGUCGGUGGGGGGGAUGGAGGAGGUGGGUUCGUGAUGGGCCAGGUGUCGUCGGGGUCUCAGGGGAAUAUGAUGAUGAUGCGGCAACAGAGACAGACCUCUCUUCCCAGGACCAUGUCUGUCAAGAGCAUUCACAGUGUCGGGAAGGGCAUGGAUAUCUACGACGAUCAGGUGGACAUGACUGGCAGCAUGGGCAACCUCAGCGGGAUUAAUAACUUGGACAUGGACACGGCGGUGACGUACCUGAAAGAGGGGAGUGCUGACUUGCAGGUUCUGGAGCAGCUUAUAUCCAACAACGAAUGCUACAACAACAACGAUGCCAAGAACGAGGUGCGGCAAUAUAAGGCCAUCCCGGAGCUGGUGAGGCUAUUCAACAGUGAGAACCAGGAGGUGGCUCGCUACGCCACAGGGGCUAUGAGGAACGCCAUCUAUGAGAACAUGGACAACAAGAUGUCCCUCAUCGAGGAGGGAGGAAUUCCACAGCUCAUAAAUGCUCUGAAGCAGAAUGAUGAUGAGCUACGCAAGAACAUCACAGUCAAGCUGUUAGAACACAACCACUGUCUGGACCUCUACACGUUCAGGUUGUUGGAUAGUGGAGACUCCUCGAGCGGCACUAUGGUCGAGCUAGAGAGCAUCCCGUCUCUGUUUGCCCAGUGGUUGAUCGAUCGUUCAUACAUCUAUACUACUCGCACCGGUGUAAGCCUCUCAGCGACACUAUAUGGUAUCAGCGCCAUGGAGGGCACCAGCCUACAAAGUGUUCUCACGAACCUGAGCUCAGUGAAUGAGAAGACCAGAAGGCAGAUGCGGGAGACCAACGGUCUGGUGGAUGCCCUGGUAGGAUACGUCCAGGCCUCGGUACAGGAUGGCAAGGUGGAGGACAAGGGUGUGGAGAACACUUUAUGUGUCCUGAGGAACCUCUCCUACCAACUGUACAGUGAGAUCCCGCCCUCAGCCCUGCUACGUCUGGAAGGACCAACCAGAGGCCAAGAAACCAGCAGGAGCGAAGCCAUUGGUUGCUUUACCCCUCAGAGCAAGAAAGUCAAAGAUAGGAAGAACCAGGACAUGGCCACGUUCACGGAGGUGGCCCGCGUACCCAAGGGUCUGGAGUGGCUGUGGCACCCCCAGGUGGUGGGGCUGUAUAACAGCGUGCUGCAGGGCUGUGAGGUCAACUCCACCACCCGCGARGCUGCAGCCGGGGCUCUGCAGAACAUCACCGCAGGCGACAAGAGGUGGGCGGAGGUGCUGAGUCAUGUGGCUCUGGAGCAGGAGAGGAUGCUUCCUGUGAUGUUGGACAAACUGAGGACCAAUAAUGACCUGGAGCUGAAAUCCCUCACCGGCUUCCUCAGAAACCUGUCACGCCAUGCCAAGGACAAGAACGCCAUGGCCACAAAGGUAGUGAACAACCUGGUGUCCGAAUUGCCUGCUGACGGUCAGCAGAAAGAGCCGUCCAGCGACGUGGUGGUCAACAUCUGUGGAACGUUGAACAACCUGGUGACCUCCAGCUCCAUCGCAGCCCGGGACAUCGCCUUCUUCGACGGGCUGCAGAAACUAGUGGCCAUCAAGAACUCCCACGACAGCAGUCCUGGGAAGCUGAAAGCAUCCAAAGCAGCAGCAACAGUCCUCUGCAACAUGUUCCAAUACAAGAAGCUGCACAAGGACUACAAACAGAAAGGAUUCACACGACCUGACUUUGCAGACGUGACAAUCUAAAAAAGGGAACUCUCUCUCUUUCUGUCAAGUGGCUGGAAACGCAUGUGAACACUUCAGUGAUCAAGGACUGUCUGUAAAACUGAGAACAGCUCCUUGGGCUACUUCCUACUUACACACGUUAGACGGACUACACUACAGAGUUAGAUGGACUACACUAUAGAGUUAGACGGACUACACUACAGAGUUAGACGGACUACACUACAGAGUUAGACGGAA